GAGUCUGGGAUUAAAGGCGUGCAUCCCUACCACCUGGCCAUUUAUUUCAUGUGUGAGUGCUUUACUUGCAAGUGCCUGGUGGCCUCUAAGGCCAGAAAAAAAGCACUGGAUCCUCUGGGCCUGGAGUUAUUGAUGGUUGUGAGCUGCCAUGUGGGUGCUGGGAACAGAACCCAGGUCCUCUCUGCAAGAGCAACAAGUGCUCUAAGAGAGGACACCAAAGUUCAGUAAUCAAGAUAAAUGUCUUUUUAAGAAGUGCAUCUUUGUGUAUCCCUGGCUGUCCUGGAACUCCCAGAGGCCCUCCUGCCUCUGCCUCCUGAGCAAAGGGUCAAAAGUGUGAGCCACUACAACCUGGUUUGCUUUCAUUUUUUGAGAGUAUCUGAACCUGGAACUCCACAAUUAGGCGAGGCUACAAGGACUCUCCUGUCUUCAGCCUCCUCAGCACUGGGAUUGAGCCAGUCCUCUAAGAGUUCCCCUCUGGGUCCACUGAGGCCUUAAGGGCCCUACUGUAGACAGUGACGUCAUGCGAGUUCCGGCUUUCCUGCACGUUGCCCCGCCUUUUCCGGCUCGUGGUACAACAUGGCGCAGGGACAGCGCAAGUUCCAGGCGCGGAAACCGAAAAGCAAGGCGGCGGCUACGGAGCGGAGCCGAGGGCCGAGGAAAGGCGGUCGAGUCAUCGCUCCGAAGAAGGCGCGCGUCGUGCAGCAGCAAAAGCUGAAGAAGAGUCUGGAAGUGGGGAUCCGGAAGAAGAUUGAGCAUGACGUGGUGAUGAAGGCCAACUCCAACCUGCCUAAGAAGCUCACACUGCUGAAGGGUGCAGCAAAGAAGACAGGGGCCACCACCUCCAACAAGGCACCAUCCUGAGGACUGGGACUUUGCACGUGACUCCACAGGCUGGCCAGACUAGAAGAGGACCCUGUUCCAUUUCUGAUGGCACCUGGGACAGCAAUGGGCAGGUGAUGAUAAAGCUGGAAGCCAAAUCCUGGUGCUGAAGAGGCAUUGGAGUUCCUGUGGGUGACACGUUGUAAUGAACCUGGCUCUGUUGUCCCGCCGGCUCUCAAACACUUCAAUGGGGAGGCCAUUUGGAGGCUAGGUGAGCCUCACUGGUCUCCGCAAGAAACUUCUCCCACCCAUGCAGUGCCCUUGACAGCCACAGACCCCAAUAAAGCUGUGCUCGCA
This is a messenger RNA of Myodes glareolus (Bank vole), 1176 nucleotides long. It is a transcript of the gene C22H19orf53, whose product is annotated as chromosome 22 C19orf53 homolog. Lineage: Eukaryota; Metazoa; Chordata; Mammalia; Rodentia; Cricetidae. The record is from RefSeq and is a predicted model, not a curated record.